AUGGCGGCGCAAGACGGCCCGCCUCUCCUCCGGCCGAUUCCACGACGGCCCUUUGGCCCCUACUCCUCCCAAGACCGACUCGCACCCUACGACCCCGAACCCCGAAUCCAGUACGACCCCCACUCUCAACUCCUGAGCCCCAACUUCGCCGAGGGCGACGGCCUAGCCCGCUCCCAGUCCGUCCUCAACUUGACGUCCUCGACCCUGUUUGGCAUAUUCGGCCCCGCCACUCCCAACCGGGACCGGUUCGAUGACGAGCCCGAAACGCCCUGGGGCACCGGUGCCCAGACGCCCGUGAGGCGGCCAGACCUCGACGACGAGACGUACAAGCUCCUGACGAACCUCCUCCUCCCUGUCGCAGCGGCCACGCUCGCCCUCCCCUCGUCCACAGCGCUCGCCUGGUCCAUUGGCCCGCGGGUCGGCUUGCUCUUCCUGCUCGGCAUGGGCUACGGCGCCCUCACCAUCAUGGCCAGGCCGCAGCACGGCUGGGCCUACUUGGUCGCGUGGGGCAUCUCGGGCGUCGCCCUCGGCGCGCUCCUGCCCUGGUUCGACGGCGUGUGGCAGAUGACAUUUGGACCCGAGGUAGCGGAAACUACGGCCGCGACCAAGGAGAAGGGCGGGCGUGCGGGAUCUAGGACGGACUGGUCGCAUGCGGUCCGUAGCAUCGGUGCCUUUGUCGGCAUAGUAUUCGCCUUGCGCAAACUCCCUUGGGUCUCCACGCUCCAAGUCUCCCUCGCCCUCGCCCUCGUCAACCCUUUUCUAUGGUACCUCGUCGACGGCACCAAGCCCGGCCUCCUCCUCUCCGCCGCCGUCGGCUUCGCGGGGAGCGCCAUCCUCAUCGGCAUCAACCCGGACGCGAUGCCCGUGCCCUCCCUGGCCUUCCACCCCGGCCACGCCGCUGCCGCCGCCCAUAACGCGUCGGACAACACGCUCAACCACGCGGCCUCGACGGCGGGCGGCUUCGCGUCGCAGCAGACGCUCGAGGCGGGUAUCUGGAUGCUCAGCGUCUUGUUUUGCAGUUGCGUUUGCUUUGGGAAUAUUGGGCGGAGGUUAGCGUUGAGUAGGGAGGCGGCGGUGGCUUGA
Parascedosporium putredinis is the source of this 1083-nucleotide messenger RNA. The record is from the annotation of a GenBank genome assembly. NCBI's taxonomy places the organism in Eukaryota, Fungi, Ascomycota, Sordariomycetes, Microascales, Microascaceae.